Messenger RNA from Balearica regulorum gibbericeps (East African grey crowned-crane), 2529 nucleotides. The record is from RefSeq and is a predicted model, not a curated record. Lineage: Eukaryota; Metazoa; Chordata; Aves; Gruiformes; Gruidae.
AUGAAACGAGGUCGGCUUCCUAGCAGCAGUGAGGAUUCUGACGACAAUGGCAGUCUGUCCACCUGGUCCCAGCAUUCCAGAUCUCGACAUCGGAGGAGUUCGUGUUCCAAACAUGAAGAUCGAAAACCUUCUGAGGUGUUCAGAACGGACCUGAUCACUGCCAUGAAGUUACAUGACUCCUUCCAGCUGAACCCUGAUGAAUACUAUGUGCUGGCAGACCCCUGGAGGCAGGAGUGGGAAAAGGGAGUUCAGGUGCCAGUUAGCCCAGGGACCAUCCCAGAACCAGUAGCCAGGAUUGUGUCUGAGACGAAAGCUGUCACGUUUACGCGUCCCAGGAAGUACAUCGUUUCGUCAGGUUCGGAGCCUCCAGAGCUGGGCUAUGUUGACAUUCGAACCUUAGCAGACAGUGUGUGUCGCUACGAUCUCAAUGACGUGGAUGUAGCAUGGUUGCAACUUGCCAAUGAAGAAUUCAAAGAAAUGGGCAUGCCUGAGCUGGACGAGUACACGAUGGAAAGGGUCAUAGAGGAGUUUGAACAACGAUGCUACGAUAACAUGAAUCAUGCUAUCGAGACGGAAGAAGGACUCGGUAUUGAAUAUGACGAAGAUGUUGUCUGUGACGUCUGUCAGUCUCCAGAUGGAGAAGACGGCAACGAAAUGGUGUUUUGUGACAAAUGCAAUAUUUGCGUGCACCAGGCGUGUUACGGGAUCCUGAAGGUGCCGGAAGGCAGCUGGCUGUGCAGGACCUGCGCGCUUGGUGUUCGGCCUAAGUGUUUGCUGUGCCCCAAGAAGGGUGGUGCCAUGAAGCCGACCCGGAGCGGCACCAAGUGGGUCCAUGUUAGCUGUGCUCUGUGGAUUCCAGAGGUGAGCAUUGGCAGCCCAGAAAAAAUGGAGCCCAUUACGAAGGUUUCUCACAUUCCCAGCAGUAGAUGGGCACUGGUGUGCAGCCUUUGUAAUGAAAAAGUUGGAGCUUCUAUACAGUGUUCAGUGAAGAACUGCAGAACAGCCUUUCACGUCACCUGUGCGUUUGACCGUGGCUUGGAGAUGAAGACCAUACUGGCAGAGAACGAUGAGGUGAAAUUUAAGUCGUACUGUCCCAAGCACAGCUCCAGCAAGAAAGUGGAUGAUGACGCUUUCAGUGAAGGCCCAGGCCAGGAGAACGGGAAUGGGAUUCAGGACAGCUCCCCUCCUGCCCACAGCGACCCUUUUCACAGCAUGGAUCAAAACCAGGAGGAGGCACACAGAGUGAGCCUCCGCAAGCAAAAGCUCCAGCAACUGGAGGAUGAGUUCUAUACAUUUGUUGAGUCUUUGGACGUGGCUAAAGCGCUGCGGCUCCCGGAGGAGCCGGUGGAAUUCCUUUACCAGUACUGGAAACUAAAAAGAAAAGCCCACUUCAACAAGCCUUUGAUUACCCCAAAGAAGGAUGAAGAGGACAACCUGGCUAAACGGGAACAGGAUGUUCUAUUCAGAAGAUUGCAGCUCUUCACCCACCUCCGACAGGAUCUAGAGCGGGUGCGUAAUCUCACUUACAUGGUGACCCGAAGGGAAAAAAUCAAGAGGUCUGUUUGCAAAGUUCAAGAACAGAUAUUUAAUAUCUACGCAAAGCAGUUGGAACAAGAAAGAGUUUCAGGCGUGCCUUCCUCAUUCUCCUCAGUGGAAAACACGGUGUUGUUCAAUAGUCCAUCUUUGGGCCCCAACGCCCCUAAGAUAGAGGAUUUGAAAUGGCACUCUGCAUUCUUCAGGAAACAAAUGGGCACAUCUCUAUCCCGCUCUUUGAAAAAACCACACAAGAGAGACAGAGUAAGAACCAGCUCUGGGAACGACAGCAAGCCCCUGCUGAGGCAGCCUGGCCAAAGGGAAGGCGCUGUGGCUCCAGGUAGCUUUUUAAAUUUUGACAAGACCUUUGCAGAAACACGGAUGGUAUCAGCGCAGCAGAAAAACGGCGUAGUUAUACCAGAGCACAGAAAAAGAAGAGACAAUCGUCCACAGUGUGAGGUCAUCAAGGCAGAACUGAAGGAAAAGACUGCUAAACACAACCACAAACCACUGAGACCCACAGAACUCUCUCAGAGGCAAUCAGAAAAUAAAAGGGCUGUGAACCACUCCAGUGGUAGGUCAGCACCUGGCACGCGGAGGGAUAUAGUGCCUAAAUGCAACGGGGGUCUUGUCAAAGUAAACUCUAAUCAGACAGUAGUUAAAGUGCCUACGACACCCACGAGCCCAGUGAAAAACUGGGGCGGAUUCCGUAUUCCAAAGAAAGGAGAGAGGCAACAGCAGGGCGAGAGCCUGGAGGAGACCUGCCACCAGAACUCCAGCUACCCCUGCGUGGGCGUGGGCAGAGUUUCACCGAAGGACAGGGCAAAAAGCAAGCUCAAGCCUGACAGCGAGAAUGAUGGGUACCUGCCUGAUGCCGAAAUGAGCGACUCGGAGACUGAAGUGGCUGAAAAAAAGUGCAGGCAGCAGAGACUCAGUCCAAACAGCACUAUGGGUAGGAGGACGGACAUUAUUAGGAGAAGCAUCCUGGCAUCCUGA